Guillardia theta CCMP2712 is the source of this 1173-nucleotide messenger RNA. RefSeq lists its product as hypothetical. The record is from RefSeq and is a predicted model, not a curated record. The transcript is spliced from 2 exons. NCBI's taxonomy places the organism in Eukaryota, Cryptophyceae, Pyrenomonadales, Geminigeraceae. The coding region runs from base 1 to 1173 and encodes 390 amino acids.
AUGGCCACCACGCCGCAGCUCGCCCCCUGGCUCAUCAAGUCGCUCAACGAGGACACCAUAUUCGUCAAGCUUGCAAGAAAGGCAGAAUGCAGCGAGGAUGAGGACGACUUCGACGGGAUCCUGUCCCCGCUGCCGACCAAGGUUGAUCUGCAGGUGCCAAAUACCCCAGUGAAGAAAAGGAAGACCUUCACGCCGAUCCACUCGCCGGGAUCCAUCCAUCACUUAGCACACCCCCGCACCACGCACGGCAAAACAACAUCGAUGUCCCUCUCAGGGAAGUACGACCACGUCCUGAUCCACAGCAUCAUCGACCCGGCGUCGCUGCCCGCCUUCACCGACUUCCUCAUCGAGAUGAGCAACUACAUCGUCGCCCCGAAAAACGAGCACAGCGACGCGGUGCAGAGGGCGGCGUUCUACGGCUUCGGUGACAUCCAUUUCCGCGUCUCAGUCUUCCGCCUCCUGCAAGCAUGCUUCAUGGCCGAGUGGUACUGGUCCUCCGAGGUAGUGCCACACCGCUGGGAGAUGCUUGUCCACAUCCCCACAAGGCACAACAUCACGGCCGCCCAGCUCGAGCGCUUCUGCUCCUUCUGCCGCAACGGGAUCAGCUGCGACGUCAUCGAGCGCGGCAUCAACAACGGGCUCGUCGUCUUCCUCGACCGCAUCGACAAGGGCAAGAACCACGCGGGCUGGAUGCGGCACCGCCUGCGCAUCGCCUGCGACCGGCACAGGGAGCGGAUGCGGAUGCAAGAGGAGCGGGACAGGAUACGGAGCGAGACGGGCAUGGAAUUCACCACCAGCAACAUGCUCUACUUCUAUCACGAGUGGCAGAACACCCGCAUCGACAUGCAGGCCCUCCGCGAGACGAUCGAGGAGCUCAACAACAGGAACAUCCAGAUGACCCGCAGGGUGCACGAGAACGCCAGCUUCAUAAACACCCUCUGCACCUCGGUGAUGAACAUCGCGGAGUCCAUGCGGGCGGAGCUCAACGGCGAGGCGCUCGACGCCUUACAGGAGCACCUGACCCGCAUCCAGGACAUGAGCCGGCAGGCCAACAGCCUCUCCAAUAACCUGCGCACGAGCUCUGUCCUCUACCGGUCGAGGACGGGCAACACCCUCGACGACCUGCUCAUCGUCGUCGGGUCGGACGAGGAUGACGGAAUGGUCAUCCAAUAA